Messenger RNA from Asparagus officinalis (garden asparagus), 1638 nucleotides. RefSeq lists its product as uncharacterized. NCBI's taxonomy places the organism in Eukaryota, Viridiplantae, Streptophyta, Magnoliopsida, Asparagales, Asparagaceae. The record is from RefSeq and is a predicted model, not a curated record. Bases 154 to 1131 code for a protein of 325 amino acids. The transcript has 6 exons.
GAAUCAUAAAAGCAAAUUCUCCUGACAAACCUAUCGGAUGAUUCGGAUCCUCCAUGUAGGCCCAAACCCGAUCCACAAAAGCAAACACCUCCCCUCUUAAACAAAAAUAGAUCAAAAACAAUCGACAAAUAGAGAAAGCUUGAGCUUCCUCUAAUGGCGGGGAUCGCUCUAAUUCUCGAUCUACUCAAGAAAAAGCAAACCCUAACAACUCAAUCUAUUCACCCCUACACCCUCUUCCCCGCCACCGCCGCCGCCACCGCCGCCUCCAUCGCCGCCGGAAAACCUUUUCUCUCGCGAGCUCUCUUCGGAGAUGGUGGAAUUCCAAUUGCUUAUUGUGAUGCCGGUGUAACAUUGGAUGAAAGAUACACUCCUAAUCUUCGGGGCACAUCUGAAACUGUUCUCCAUGAAGAGUCUAUUAAAUUCAAAGCCAAAGAUUAUCCCAUAGAGCUAAAACCUCUGUUCUCAGCCUUUGGACUGAAGUCUCUUGCUAUGACAUCUGUGAGGUCCUUCUUGUUGUUUUAUUUACCUCUUCUGGAACCUCACCAGCCUGCGGAUGAUGAUGAUGAUGACGUCCUACAAGAAAUUCCAGGAGAUAGGCCCGUAGAUUUGGUGGUUCCAUUCAAGAAUUCAGUCAAGCAGAUUUUCCGUGAGACUGCUGUCGUAACAACUCGUAGGGUGCUGGAAAGACUUUCUGUUCAUUAUGUUUCACAGAGAAUGGCACGGAAGCUUCUCAAAGAUGUCUCUAAAUCGGCGAAGCGCAAGGCUGCACGUGGGCUGCCGACAACAUUGUUUGUUUACAAUGUCAGCAGAACGACUUUCAGAGGACAUAUGCUAGGUGUUGCUGCAUCAUGGGUUGUCCAAAUAAUAAUUGAGGCUUACAGAUGCCUCAUACGCAAGCCUGUGGAUGAGAAUGGUGAUAUUCCUAGAAGAGAGAAGAUCAGGCUUCUAGCGAAAAAGAUCUAUGGUGCAAGUAUUAAGUGUGGAUCGUCUUUAGUCUUUGCAUCCAUCGGAGCAGGAAUUGGUGCCCUUUUUCAUCCUUCUACUGGCCAAUGGAUUGGUUGUGCGAUAGGAGACUUUGCAGGGCCAGUAGUUGCUAUCGUCUGCUUUGAGAAGCUUAAUCUUGAACUUUGAUAACCGAAUCGCUAAAGCUCCAUCUUUAACGAGAUAAGAUCAGCUCCUGAACAAGAAUUCGACAUGAAGACUCUCCGUAUACAAAGUUUUCGAGAUUAUAUGAACUAAUAAUUGUUACCUAAUGAGCAAGCUUUCUCGUAGCUUGUAAUUUCGUUAUAUAUGUACUUUUGAGGGACAUUAACUUAAAUGAAAAUGUGUCAAGAUGAGCAACCCGUUGCACGAAAAAAUUGGUGCUGUUCAUUUCAUGUACGGUUAGCAAACUGUAUCAGGUUAUCAAUGAGCUGCUAAUACUUGUUUUAGUUUCAUCUUUGUUCGCAUUGGUCCUACUUUUUUAAAUUACGAGGAAGCCAUAUGCUUCCUCUUUCUAGAGUUGAGUAUUGAUAUGCUCGUCCGUUGUUCUGUAUCACUGGCGUAGAGCACUCCCUACAAGUUGCUCUUUGAUCGUGUAUUCUGUGGAAUUUUUGUGACUUAAUGUAUUAUUGUGACACUGUGAAUGCCUUCCCUUGA